This is a messenger RNA of Tetranychus urticae (two-spotted spider mite), 5614 nucleotides long. RefSeq lists its product as uncharacterized. Gene Ontology annotation, biological process: transcription initiation-coupled chromatin remodeling; nucleosome assembly; nucleosome disassembly. NCBI's taxonomy places the organism in Eukaryota, Metazoa, Arthropoda, Arachnida, Trombidiformes, Tetranychidae. Gene Ontology annotation, cellular component: nucleus. The record is from RefSeq and is a predicted model, not a curated record. Gene Ontology annotation, molecular function: chromatin binding; ATP binding; histone binding.
UGAAGAUACUAACAAUUUUCCAAUGAUUAACAUUUGUUUUCAUUUAAUAACAUGAUUUUUUGUUUAAUUUACCAUUGAUCUAUCUUUCUUUCUUUGUAUUUCCCUCUUUCCCUCUCUCUCUUCUUUCAUCAUAUUUCUUUUCCCAUUUUGCUUUCCCUCCUUGUGAUUUGCUCUUCUUCCAUUUUUUCCUGUCUUUUUCUGUGUUUUUGUCUAUUGCCUCAAAUCAUCUCUCAUCAUCUAUCUUUUAGCUUUCUCUUUUCUUCAACUUCCCUGAUUUGUUAUUACUUUAUUAUUACCUCUGUUCCAUUGUUUUUCAGCCUCUUCCCUUUUUUCUCCCUCUCUGUCCCUUCUCUUACAUUUUAUUUUUCCUCUUCUUCUUGACUCUGGGUAUCUUUAUCAAUUUGAUACCUAAAGAAAGAGCGAGGGAAAAGAGAGGGGAGAAUUAUUUUAAUCGUGAAAAAUGAGUAUCGACGAAUCGAUUAUGUUUGACCAUAUCGGUGGCUUGGACCAACAUGUGGCUGCCCUCAAAGAAAUGAUUGUUUUUCCCCUGCUUUAUCCCGAAAUAUUUGAUAAAUACAAAAUUCAUCCUCCUAGAGGAGUUUUGUUUCAUGGACCUCCAGGUACGGGUAAAACUCUGGUCGCUCGAGCUUUGUGCAAUGAGUGUAGUUCCACUAGCGACCGGAAAGUGGCCUUCUUCAUGAGAAAAGGGGCUGAUUGCCUAUCUAAAUGGGUUGGAGAAUCUGAGCGACAGUUAAGGAUGUUAUUUGAUGAAGCUUACGCCAGUAGACCGUCCAUAAUUUUUUUCGACGAAAUUGAUGGUAUCGCACCGGUACGAUCGCCUAAUCAAGAUCAAAUUCACUCGUCAAUAGUUUCCACCCUACUUGCUUUAAUGGAUGGACUUGAUGACAGAGGUCAAGUCAUUAUCAUAGGAGCAACCAAUAGGAUUGACGCUAUUGACCCAGCUCUUCGUCGUCCAGGUCGUUUUGAUAGAGAAUUUUAUUUUCCAUUGCCUACUUUAGAAGGUAGAAGAGAGAUUAUCAAAGUACACACGCGUGAUUGGAUCCCACCUUUAUCUGCCCAAAUUAUUGACAUUUUGGCUGCUCGAACUCCUGGCUACUGUGGAGCUGACCUUAAAGGUUUAUGCACGGAAACAGCUCUAAUAGCUUUAAAACGUAGAUAUCCGCAAAUUUACCAAUCUCGUCAUAAAUUACUACUCAAUGUAGAAGAAGUACAAAUUAAAUUAAGGGAUUUUAAUCGUGCCAUGAGAAAGGUUGUCCCUGCUUCACAACGAUCCAUCAAUAAUAUCGCUCGUCCGUUGUGCUUCACAGUGAAACCAUUGCUCACUGUUUAUCUUACGUGGUCCAUAGAUGUAAUCAACAGUAUUUUCCCUGCUGCACACAAAAAAGUAUGUGUUGAAGCCGGAGCUGACGCAGAAUCAGCUGAUGUUCCCAGUGACGAAGAUGUUGAUGAGAAUGAUCUUCUCGGCACUCUAAAUUGUUCACGGGACGUAAAUUUUCGAUCUCUUAUGUGGAGAGGUAAUUAUAGACCUAGAUUUUUAAUUCAUGGACAAAAAGAUCAAGGUCAAUCUACUCAUUUGGGUCCUGCAAUACUUCAUCAUUAUGAAAAAGUUCAUCAUUGUAAAGUCGAUUACUCAACUAUUUACUCGGUUCACGGGAGAACUCCUGAGGAGUCUGUGUCUGCAAUAUUCGCAGAGGUAACAAAAAGGUUACCUUGUAUUCUCUACAUGCCUAGGAUUGAUCAUUGGUGGACAUCUUUACCUGAAACACUCAGGCUAUUUUUAUGUUCCUUGAUAGAAGAUUUAGAACCACAUUUACCUGUUCUCCUGCUAGCUACUAGUGCUACACCGAUUUCGGAACUUCCAGAAGAUCUCCAAUUUCUUUUUGAUAAAACACGGUACACAACCAAAGUAAUGGAAAUGUCUAAUCCAAGUCGUGAAGAACGUCUAUCCUUUUUUGCUCCUCUCUUCGAACAAUUUAUUUUCCGAGAACCACCGAAAGCUGAGGAAAACGUUACCACUGAAACAUUACCUCUAGCACCACCUCCUCCACCUCGUCGAAUCACUGGUCGUGAAUUGAGCAAAUUAAGGAAACGUGAAGAGGCAACUUUAAGAGAAUUGCGUCUAUUCCUUCGCGAAUGUUUGGCAAAAUUAGUUCGAGAUAAGAGAUUCUCAAUGUUUUUAAAACCUGUCGAUCUUGAAGAAGUUCCUGAUUAUCUGGAAGUAGUGAAAAAGCCUAUGGCAUUGGAAACAAUGAUGGCUAAAAUAGACACUCAUAAAUAUGAAAGUGCCUCGCAAUUCUUAGAUGAUAUCGAGCUAAUUUGCCAUAAUGCUCUUGAAUACAAUCCUGAUAAGGAUAGUAAUGACCGAAUGAUCCGACAUCGGGCUUGUGCUUUAAGAGAUGCAGCUAACGCUUUUAUCGAAGCUGAAAUGGACUCUGAUUUUGAGCAAGUCUGUCAAGAUGUAUAUGAAAGCAGAAGACGUCGAGGAGAAUCGACGAAUCUUUUUGCUCCUCCGAAUUAUUGGACUGUUUACACAUCCGCUGCCAUUAGGAGAUGUGUAGAGUCACCUGAACCUGUUCCAGCUCCUGGUGGUUCAACAACUGAUUCUCAAGGAGCUGACAAUAAUUAUAAUAUAGAUGAAGAUACCGAAAUUGAGUCACUAGACGGUUACAAUGAAGAUAAAGUUCAAAGUUCUUCAGAGUCAAUAUCUAAAGAUACAGGUUAUCGUAACAAAAGGCGUAGUCGAAGAACUCAUCAACAUCGAUGGAAACGUUUAAAAGUGAAAGAUAAGCGUAAUAAUGGUGCUAUCAAUGGCAGAAAACUCCGAAGCAAAAAGAGUAGUUCAGAUAGUCGAGAAAGCAGCAAGAUGACCACGAGGAGGAAAUGUAGACGAACAUCCAGAGACAGUUACGAUCGUUCUGAAACCGAGCUUGAUACACCCUCAGAGGAUGAAGAUAAAGUUAUACCUCGAACAAUGUUGACAAACGGAUUUUCUCGAAAAAAACCAAAACCUCAGCCAAUUGUCAGAGCUUCUCCUAUUCCUCAUCAACGUCCACCAACACCAUCACCUCCUACACCACCACCGCCACCACCGCCGCCCCCACAACAACAACAACAACCAGAGUUAGAUAAACCAACUGGUCCUCCAAGUCCACCAAACACUCCUCCACCUCAACAAUUGAUCAUAGAUCGUGUUCAAGUAUCGAAAAUAUUCAACAGAGUUGUUGAUGUUACAAAGAAUUGUUCAGUUGAACAAUUGGAAGAAGUAUAUUCUUGUCUUUACCGUGUGAUUAAUCGUCGCCGAAAUGAUUGGAAUCGAUCAGCUUUAAUAAUGAGGUAUGGUCCUCCGCCAUCCUAUCCAAACCUUAAAAUUCCGGGCCUAAAUGCAAGAAUACCUGAUGGAUGCUCUUUUGGGUACCAUGCUGGUGGUUGGGGUAAGCCCCCAGUGGACGAAUUUGGUCGACCACUUUAUGGUGAUGUAUUCGGCUUAAAUACAAUCGAAAACGAUUUGAAUAAGGGGGAAAAAGUAGAAAAGCAAUUAUGGGGUGAAAUCGAAUCCGAGGAAGAGGAAGAAGAAGAGUUGGAAGAAGAAGAAGAAGAAGCAGAAGUAGAAGCAGAAAACGGCAAAUUUACUGAUGAAGCAAACGACAGUGGAUUUUUUACAGCGCCAGAUGAGUUGGAAGCAUCUUCAGGUUUUUUUUCAGUGGACAAAGGAAUGGAAACACCAGCUAUCAUCGAAUUGAGAAAGAAAAAGAUACAAGAUGAAAUGGAGAGCAAUGCGAAUGCUUCUCUGUUUAAUAUUAUUCCUGAAAAGAAAACGGAAAGAAAUGGAAAAGAAAUGAUGCCAUCUAAUCAUAUCUAUGACGUGACGGGCUCAUUCAAAAGAACACAAGGAGUUGAAGUUGCACUGGAUCCAAAUGAUUUGGAAAUGCCUAUUGCAGAUUUAGCAGCUAAAUACGAGAAAUCAUUGAAACAAACGAGUAAAGAAGAUUUAAGUGAUAUGGUUGCUGAACACAGCGCGACAAUAAACGAUUAUUUAUUUGAAUCUAUAGCACUGUUUAUUAUAUGUGUCCGUGUAAAACCUGUCGAUCUUGAAGAACUUCCUGAUUAUCUGGAAGUAGUGAAAAAGCCUAUGGCAUUGGAAACAAUGAUAGCUAAAAUAGACACUCAUAAAUAUGAAAGUGCCUCGCAAUUCUUAGAUGAUAUCGAGCUAAUUUGCCAUAAUGCUCUUGAAUACAAUCCUGAUAAGGAUAGUAAUGACCGAAUGAUCCGACAUCGGGCUUGUGCUUUAAGAGAUGCAGCUAACGCUUUUAUCGAAGCUGAAAUGGACUCUGAUUUUGAGCAAGUCUGUCAAGAUGUAUAUGAAAGCAGAAGACGUCGAGGAGAAUCGACGAAUCUUUUUGCUCCUCCGAAUUAUUGGACUGUUUACACAUCCGCUGCCAUUAGGAGAUGUGUAGAGUCACCUGAACCUGUUCCAGCUCCUGGUGGUUCAACAACUGAUUCUCAAGGAGCUGACAAUAAUUAUAAUAUAGAUGAAGAUACCGAAAUUGAGUCACUAGACGGUUACAAUGAAGAUAAAGUUCAAAGUUCUUCAGAGUCAAUAUCUAAAGAUACAGGUUAUCGUAACAAAAGGCGUAGUCGAAGAAGCCAUCAACAUCGAUGGAAACGUUUAAAAGUCAAAGAUAAACGUAAUAAUGGUGCUAUCAAUGGCAGAAAACUCCGAAGCAAAAAGAGUAGUUCAGAUAGUCGAGAAAGCAGCAAGAUGACCACGAGGAGGAAAUGUAGACGAACAUCCAGAGACAGUUACGAUCGUUCUGAAACCGAGCUUGAUACACCCUCAGAGGAUGAAGAUAAAGUUAUACCUCGAACAAUGUUGACAAACGGAUUUUCUCGAAAAAAACCAAAACCUCAGCCAAUUGUCAGAGCUUCUCCUAUUCCUCAUCAACGUCCACCAACACCAUCACCUCCUACACCACCACCGCCACCACCGCCGCCCCCACAACAACAACAACAACCAGAGUUAGAUAAACCAACUGGUCCUCCAAGUCCACCAAACACUCCUCCACCUCAACAAUUGAUCAUAGAUCGUGUUCAAGUAUCGAAAAUAUUCAACAGAGUUGUUGAUGUUACAAAGAAUUGUUCAGUUGAACAAUUGGAAGAAGUAUAUUCUUGUCUUUACCGUGUGAUUAAUCGUCGCCGAAAUGAUUGGAAUCGAUCAGCUUUAAUAAUGGAAUUAAGCGAUGAAAUUGAUAAAUUUGAACGUCAUAGAAAAUACAAUUGAUUACUACAGAAUUUAGAUUUUUGAUGGCGAGCAAAACAAAUAUCAAUGGUGAUAAUGUUUGAAUCAACUGUUGCAACUGCCAUUUAUUUAUAAUUGUUUUAUUGCUCAAUUGAUCGAAAAAAAUACUUUCUCGAUGAUACAUUGAUGCGAUUUUUUGCAAUGAAUCUUGUUUUUGAUGAAAAGAAACAAGUUCAAACCAAACACUGCCUAAUUAAAACAAGAAGAAUAUCAGAUGGAUCAAUAGACGAAUACCAAACAAAACUAAUCUGAAAUGUGUUCACAUAUUUAUAUUAUAAAUAUUGAUAGAUACAUCUA